Molecule: messenger RNA, 951 nt
Organism: Orbilia oligospora ATCC 24927
Lineage: Eukaryota; Fungi; Ascomycota; Orbiliomycetes; Orbiliales; Orbiliaceae
Exons: 4
Coding region: 1-951 (316 amino acids)
Biological process (GO): actin filament polymerization; Arp2/3 complex-mediated actin nucleation
Cellular component (GO): Arp2/3 protein complex; actin cytoskeleton
Molecular function (GO): actin filament binding; structural constituent of cytoskeleton
Source: RefSeq, a predicted model, not a curated record
AUGUUGCUCCUCGAAUACCACAAUCUUCUAAUCCACCAGAUCCUCACCGAGAGGUUCAACAGCCCCACCCCGGCUUCAAUCGACCAAGUCAUUCCGGACUUUGACGGCGUCAUAUACCACAUUUCUACACCGGAUGUGAAGACUAAAAUAUUGGUUUCUUUAUCGAUCAAAUGUUAUAACGACUUGAUCCGGUACGGUGCGCAGGAGGUGCUGCAGCGGGAGUAUGGCAGUUAUAUUGUCGAGCCGGAGUCUGGAUAUGACUUUUCGCUGUUGUUGGAUUUGGAGGCCUUACCUGAGGAUCAGGAACAAAAGGACGACCUCAUCCGUCGCGUUUCCCUUCUAAAACGCAAUGCCAUGGCCGCUCCCUUCGAACGCGCUUUCGACACUCAUUACACCCUCUCUGCCGAAUCCUCAAAGUUUACUUCCGAAUCCGCUCCAUCCUCGUCUGACACCGAAGUAAUGGCAAUCCAAUAUCGUGACGAAGAAGCAAUCUACAUCAAACCCUCGCACGACCGAGUAACCGUCAUCUUCUCCACCGUCUUCCGUGAAGAAACAGACCGUGUCUUUGGAAAAGUGUUUUUGCAAGAAUUCGUGGAUGCCAGACGUCGAGCUAUUCAGAAUGCUCCGCAGGUGUUGUACAGAACCGAUCCGCCGUUGGAGAUUAGAGGGUUGAAAGGAGUGGUUGAUACUGGUGCCGGGGAUGUGGGAUAUGUUACCUUUGUGCUGUUUCCCAGACAUUUGAAACCUGAUAGGAGGGAUGAGGUUAUCAGUCAUAUUCAGACCUUUAGGGAUUAUUUCCAUUAUCAUAUUAAAGCUGCUAAGGCCUAUAUGCACUCGAGAAUGAGGAAGAGAGUUAGUGAUUUCCAGAAAUACCUGAACAGAGCUAAGCCGGAGAACGCGGAUAGGGAGAGGAAGACGGCCAGCGGUCGGUCGUUUAGGGCGCAGAACUAG